Gongylonema pulchrum is the source of this 339-nucleotide messenger RNA. The record is from the annotation of a GenBank genome assembly. NCBI's taxonomy places the organism in Eukaryota, Metazoa, Nematoda, Chromadorea, Rhabditida, Gongylonematidae.
GCCCAGUGGACGCAUCCGUCGUGAAAUGGCUGUCAAAAAGCAGGUCUGUUCAUUUCACUUGUUGUUGCUGCGCGGCCGGCCAUUUCGCAUUCUGAGUUUUAAACGAGAACCUCAACGGCACAAGAGUCCUGCCUGCUGCUCUGCAACGAAGAAAUCGACGGAGAACAUCAAUGCGCGGCUGGCGAUGGUGAUGAAGAGCGGGAAGUACUGUCUCGGAUACAAGCAGGCACUGAAAACGCUGCGUGCUGGCAAAGCCAAAUUGGUUAUCAUCGCCAACAACACACCACCACUCAGGUCCCGGUUCGUUGCUUUUCGCGCAAAUUACCGCCGUUAUUAGAC